AUGCUGCGCUCGACGGGACACGCUGCACGCUCGCUGGGCUCACCAGCACCCGCGCUCACCCGCCGCACCGCUGCCUCGCUCCCCGCCCGCCUCCCCACCUCGUCCAUCCCACUCGCAACUCGCUCCGGCCCGUCCGCCCUCGCCAACCGCAAUGCCAGCCGCUUCGCGCUCCCCGCUGGCCUGCGCACAUUCUCUACCACUCCCCGCGCGAGACAAGCCGAGCCCGUAGACCAGGAGCUCGACUUUGAGGGCGUCGAGCGCGUCCAGGACGAGGUCGAUGUCUGCAUCGUCGGCGGCGGACCGGCAGGUUUGAGCGCCGCCAUCCAGCUGAUGAAGACGGCGCAGGAGAAGGGGGAGGAGAUCAGGGUCGUCGUCCUCGAAAAGGGCGCAGAGGUCGGAGCGCACAUCCUCUCUGGAGCCGUCAUCGAGCCUCGAGCGCUGGACGAACUCAUCCCCGACUGGAAGGAGAAGGGCGCGCCUUUGAACCAGGAGGCGCUGUCCGACUCGAUGCGAUGGCUCACUCCGACCGGCUCGUUCGCGAUGCCGCACCCGCCGCAGAUGUCCAACAAGGGCAACUACAUCAUCUCGCUCUCCAAGCUCACCCGCUGGCUCGGCGAGCAGGCGGAGGAACUCGGCGUCGAGAUCUACCCUGGCUUUGCCGGCGCAAAGAUCCUCUACACUGAGGACGGGACGGGCGUCCGAGGCGUCCAGACGAACGACAUCGGCCUCGACAAGAACUUCAAGCCCAAGGACUCGUUCGAGCCCGGCAUGGAGUUCCUCGCGAAAGUCACGAUCCUCGCGGAGGGUUGCCACGGCAGCUUGUCGAAGCAGGUGCAGGGCAAGUUCAACCUCCGCGAGGGCAAGGACCCGCAGACGUACGGCUUGGGCGUCAAGGAGGUGUGGAAGGUCAAGCCCGAGAAGCACGAGCCGGGCAAGGUCCAGCACACGCUCGGAUGGCCGCUCGACAACUCGACGUACGGAGGCACGUGGCUCUAUCACAUGGAGGACGAGAUGGUCUCGCUCGGUAUCGUCGUCGGACUCGACUAUAAGAACCCGUACAUCUCGCCGUACAAGGAGUUGCAGCGUCUCAAGCACCACCCGCUCUUUGCCGACCUGCUCGAGGGCGGCGAGUGCAUCGCGUACGGCGCGCGUGCGCUGAACGAGGGCGGCUACCAGUCGAUUCCCAAGCUUACCUUCCCGGGCGGCGCCAUGAUCGGCGACUCGGCGGGCUUCCUCAACGUGCCCAAGAUCAAGGGCACGCACACCUCGAUGAAGUCGGGCAUGCUCGCCGCCGAAGCCGCCUUCAACGCCAUCACCUCUUCUCGCGCCUCCGAGUCUGACGCGUCCUCCGAAACCGCGCUCGACGUCUCCGAGUACGAGAAGCUGUUCGAAGAGUCGUGGGUUGCGAAGGAGCUGAAGGAGGUUCGCAACUUGCGGCCGAGCUUCCAUACCUCGCUGGGCAACUUUGGAGGGAUCAUCUACUCCGGCAUCGACUCGUUGUUGCUCAAGGGCCGCGUGCCUUGGACGUUCCACCACCCCGAGGAGGACUACGCCGCGACUCUGCCCGCGAGGCAGUUCAAGGAGAUCGACUACCCCAAGCCUGACGGCAAACUCUCCUUCGACAUCCUCGAAAGCGUCAGCCGCACCAACACCUACCACGCCGAAGACCAGCCCGUGCACCUGCACAUCGAGCCCUCUGCGCGCGCCGCGCACGUCAAGACCAACGUCAAGCAGUACGCGGGCUUGCUUGGACGGGUCUGUCCGGCGGCGGUCUAUGAGUAUGUGGAUGCGGAGGGGAAGGAGGAGGAGGCCGAGGGGAAGAGGCUCGUCAUCAACUCGCAGAAUUGCAUCCACUGCAAGACUUGCUCGAUCAAGGUCCCGACCCAGGACAUCCAAUGGCGGGUGCCGCAAGGGGGAGAUGGGCCCAAAUAUGAGAUGACCUGA
This is a messenger RNA of Rhodotorula toruloides NP11, 1944 nucleotides long. RefSeq names its product electron-transferring-flavoprotein dehydrogenase. Gene Ontology annotation, cellular component: mitochondrial inner membrane. The record is from RefSeq and is a predicted model, not a curated record. Gene Ontology annotation, molecular function: iron-sulfur cluster binding; electron-transferring-flavoprotein dehydrogenase activity. Gene Ontology annotation, biological process: electron transport chain. The transcript has 10 exons. The coding region runs from base 1 to 1944 and encodes 647 amino acids. NCBI's taxonomy places the organism in Eukaryota, Fungi, Basidiomycota, Microbotryomycetes, Sporidiobolales, Sporidiobolaceae.